AUGCAAUUUAACUUUUUAAUCUCAAAAUGCAUGUCAGUUAAUGAAAAUGGAAUGACAAUUUUGAAUGGAUCACAAUAACGCAAUCCAUAACUUGAUGAAGUGAUUACAACUAUGGGCGAAGCAUCUGCAAAGGCAUAAAAUUUGAAAUAAGUUAUAACAAGUCCAUCUAGAUUUUAUUAAACUGACUAAAAACUAUAUAUUAAAUCGGAAGGAAAACAAUGCCUAGGAAUCUUGAAGGUCGGGAAAAAAAAUUUAUUUCAUAGAGAUUUAAAUGGAUUAGUUAGAGAAAUAUAACCUUUGUGUGUGUUGGACUUCUAUGUACAUGAAUCGAUGCAAAGAAGAGGAAUCGGAAAAGAAUUGUUUGAAGAAAUGCUGAGAUGUGAAAUUAUUUGCCCAGAGAAAUUAGCAUAUGACCGACCCUCUCCUAAAUUAUUAGGCUUUCUUAAAAAGCAUUAUCAUCUCUCAAAUUAUAUACCUUAGAAUAACAAUUUUGUUAUUUUUUCAUAAUAUUUCGAGAAUAGAUAGUAGAUUGUGAAUUAAUAACUGGCAUCAUAAAAUUCAUAAUCUUAAAAUGCAUCGACACCCUAGAAAAUUGAAUAAUUAGGAACUUUGAUGUCGUAGAUGUCCAUUUAAUCAACAUAAUCAAAGAAUCAGCAACAAUAGUACAGCAAAUCCUAAACUCCAUGGGCUACUGAUUAAAAGUCAUAGCAAAACAUGUAUGAAACAACAACCGGACUUAUGUCAGCUCAAAUCUAGAAAAAAAGGUGAAAUAUUAAUACUAAUAAAAUUAUUCUAUAUAAAAUUCAAUUAAA
Paramecium tetraurelia is the source of this 812-nucleotide messenger RNA. RefSeq lists its product as uncharacterized. The record is from RefSeq and is a predicted model, not a curated record. Gene Ontology annotation, cellular component: microtubule. Gene Ontology annotation, molecular function: tubulin N-acetyltransferase activity. NCBI's taxonomy places the organism in Eukaryota, Ciliophora, Oligohymenophorea, Peniculida, Parameciidae. Gene Ontology annotation, biological process: alpha-tubulin acetylation. The transcript is spliced from 4 exons.